CACUUGCGACUUCACACUGAGCUUCGAACAUACGUGACCCACCCGAAUACACGCAUUGGUCAUCCCCGAGGUCAUCGUCGUGCUUAUAUAGCCUGCUACCUGCUCGGAGAUCCUCAUAGUCACAAGCCCACUUGAGCUUGUCUGCCAACCAAAGCGACCUCUUCAGUCUGUGACAUGUGGAAUCAAAGUACCAGCGACGACCGGGACUACAUUGCGCUCGCCGACCAUGGAUUGAUCGGCAAUCUGAGGACCGCGGCGUUGGUUAGCAUAGACGGAUCCAUCGAAUCGUACUGCGUUCCAAACUUCGACUCGCCCUCGAUUUUCGCUCGCAUCCUCGACAAAGACAAGGGAGGGCACUUCUCCAUCACGCCCACCGAGCCGUUUGACGUCAAGCAAAACUACCUCCCCAAUUCGAACAUCCUUCAAACCAAGUUCCUGAACGAAAACGGCGUCGUCGCGCUCACGGACUUCCUCCCGCGCGGCUCGAAGAGCUCGCCGCUGCCGCUCCUGCCUUGGCUCGUGCGCAAGGUCGAAGUCAUCCGCGGCGUGCUCCCGCUUCGCGUCGAGUGCGCGCCCGCGUUUAACUACGCGCGGGACACGCACGAGGCGAAGAUCGUCGAGGACAGCAGCGUGCCGUCUCCUGCAGGCGGCACGCCGCAGAAGAAGGUCUUGUUCACGUCGGAGAAGUUGAACCUCGAUCUGCGGUAUGUCGUCGGGUGCUCGAUUGACGAUGUGCCGGUACCGGACGUGACGCUGGAGCUGCUCGAUCUCACCUCUAAGGGACACAAAGGCUUAUCGGCCGUGACGAACCUGUCUUUGACCGAGGGCCAGAGCGUGACGUUCGUGCUCCGGUACGCCGAUCCGGCGGACGUCGACGGGAAGAUCAAGUUAGCCCAGUUUGCGCAGAAGGUGCAGACGGAAGUGGGCGAGGCGCUGAAGGCGAAGGACGUCGAGCUCAACCUAGACCGAAUGCACAUCGGAGCGUCCAGUCUCCGCGCGCCAGACGACCCACUGCUCACGCAGGACUUGGUCAACAUUUUGCUCACGGGCACGAACAAGUACUGGAACGCGUGGAUCCGGCGGUCAACAUACAAAGGCUCCUGGAAGGAGGCCGUCAACCGCAGCGCACUGGCACUCAAACUGCUCAUCUAUGAGCCCACGGGCGCCGUCGUCGCGAGUCCAACGUUUAGUUUGCCCGAGUAUAUCGGGGGGACGAGGAACUGGGAUUACAGGGCAUCGUGGAUCCGUGACGCCUCUUUUACUCUGUAUGCGCUGAUUCGGCUCGGGUUCACGCACGAGGCGAACGCUUACGUCGAUUUCAUCUUGGAGCGCGUGAAGGACAAGAACCCGGACGGGUCGCUGCAGAUCAUGUAUACCAUCCACGGGGACAAGAUCUUCCACGAAGUAGAGCUGCUGCACCUGGACGGCCAUAAGGGAUCCAAGCCUGUCCGAAUCGGGAAUGGGGCGAUUGAUCAUUUGCAGCUGGAUAUUUAUGGUGAACUGCUGGACUGCAUCUACCUCGGGCAGAAGUUUGGCAAACCCUUGUCCUAUGAUACUUGGGUGGCAGUCCGUGAACUCGUCGAUUACGUUGUCGCUCAUUACAAUGAGCCUGACCUCUCGAUCUGGGAGGUUCGGAACAAGAAGCGGCAUUUCACGUACUCGAAGAUCAUGAUGUGGGUCGCCAUUGAUCAAGGUCUCCGCCUGGCCGACAAGCGCUCUUUGCCCUGCCCGAAGCGGCUGGAAUGGCUCGCUGCGCGGGACGACAUCUAUGAGCAGAUCAUGCACAAGGCAUGGAACCCGGUUGGCAAGUACUUCGGACAGAGCUACGAGCAGUCUGAUGUUCUGGACUCGUCUGUCCUCAUUAUGCCGCUCGUGUUCUUCUCCUCUGCUCCGGACCCGCGAUUCAUAAGCACGCUCCAUCAGAUCUUGAAAACGCCCCAGCGAGGAGGUCUCACUUCAAAUAAUUUGGUCUACAGAUAUGAUGUGAACAAGGCGAGCGACGGUGUUGGAGGAGAGGAAGGCACCUUCUGCCUCUGCACGCUUUGGUGUGUUGAAGCGCUGACUCGUGCUGGCGAAUACGACAAGGCUCUUUUACAAAGAGCUGUCAACAUGUUCGAGGACUUCUUGCAAUAUCUUAACCACGUCGGUCUGGCCACCGAGGAAAUAUCUGAUGCUGGAGAAGCGCUUGGGAACGCCGUCCAAGGGUUUACUCACGUCACGCUCAUCUCUGCCGCUUACAACCUCUCGAGGACGUUGGAAAAAGUGAGCCUCUGAAUAUCGUCAUGUUUCUUCGAAUUUCCACUGGGUUUGUUGUUCGUCAUCAACUUUACAUGUCGUGGAGAUUUGGCAAGCGUAUGUACAACAUGUAGACUCUACGCACAACAAAGGGGGGG
Punctularia strigosozonata HHB-11173 SS5 is the source of this 2393-nucleotide messenger RNA. RefSeq names its product glycoside hydrolase family 15 protein. Gene Ontology annotation, molecular function: hydrolase activity, hydrolyzing O-glycosyl compounds. The record is from RefSeq and is a predicted model, not a curated record. Gene Ontology annotation, biological process: carbohydrate metabolic process. NCBI's taxonomy places the organism in Eukaryota, Fungi, Basidiomycota, Agaricomycetes, Corticiales, Punctulariaceae. The transcript is spliced from 34 exons. Bases 175 to 2274 code for a protein of 699 amino acids.